CCCGGGGCUGCAUAAUGCGGGCGCUACCUUUCCACUUCCCUUGUGCCUUGUCGUACCUGGCCAAGGGCGGGUCCCGAUCUCAGCACUGGCCCCAAUCUUGUCGCACUCCCGUCCUCUGCGCUCUCCAGCUCUCUCCUUCGCCCGUUCCUAGGCCCUCCCGGUUUUGUUUUGUCUCUCAUUACGACACCAACCCUCUUUCACUCCUUACACAACACUGCCUUCUUUCUCCCACACGUUUUUUCUAUUUUGCAAAUCAAAGGAGUUACGCCCCCAGUUGCGUUCUCCGUCCCCAAGCAGCAUCGUGCCGCUGCCUCUGCCGGCCUCUUCUCCCCCCUUCUUUCAGAAAUACAACUUGAGCCCUUCUAUUCCUAUUCCUUACAACCUCCUUCCUCCUUGGGUUUGUUUACCACACACAUUAACCGGGCGAACAGAAACUAAACCGGAUCCGCACUGUCGCGACGACGAAAUCUCACAUCCGUCAGCGCCAUUCGCCUCUUCCUCGACCAACCCUCGCUUUUCUUCAACACGCUCGUUUCAGUUGUGGAAACGUGACACGGAUCAAGUUGGAUUGAAACGGCCAACCACCUUCGCUGUUCCCCAGUUCUACCCCGACGAGCGACGACGAGGACUCGACUCGACUCGAUUUGAUCCAACAGCCUGAAAGCCGGCCUUUGACGACGACAAACAAUAACGCCCCCUUGUGCAUUGGCAAGCGUUCUCCGCUGUUCAUCCGAUCUUGAUUCUUGGCUAUUGUUCAUGUUGGAUAAUAGCGAUACAUUUGGGAGUCUUCCUUUGACUAUCAGCUCAGCUCAACUUUACACCGGUGUCAAUCACCCUCAACCAGCUUUCUCCAACGAACCAUACCAGGCCCUUCAAUCUUCCAACGAGUAACUGCCGACGACAAAGACCGCGAAUCGCUUCUCUCGCCCAGUAACCCCUUCGGGGUAACGUAGAAACCAACAAACUCGAAAAUCACCUAAACCAAACAAGAUGCGCUUCUCGAUAACACGGCCCCUAGCGGCCCUUGCGUCGAUCGCGGCCCUCGUAUCUCCCGUCUUUGGCGAACAGAAGCUGGCGUCUCAGGCGCUAAAAACAUGUCAAGCGAACUCAGGCUUCUCCGCGAGUCUGUUUAACGUCGUUUAUACUCCAGAAAGCGGCAGGGCCAAUGUUGACAUUGUCGCCGUCUCUACCAUCCAAGGCAAAAUCAUCUUCGACGUUGCCAUCUCGGCCUACGGCUACGAAAUUAUCACCGCCAAAGUCGAUCCCUGCAGCUCCGGUUUGCUGGGUUUGUGCCCUAUGACGGCCGGCAAGAUUCCUCUCAACUUCACACUGCCCGUCGACAAGAACGCUGUUGCACAGAUUCCCAGCAUUGCCUAUAACUUUCCCGAUAUCGAUGCCAAAGUACGAGUCAGGAUCAACAUGACAGAUGGAGACGAGGCCGGUCAAACAGUUGCCUGUGUUGAAGCUGAAAUUACCAACGGAAAAACCGUCGACUUGGCUGGUGUCAAAUGGGCUACGGCCAUCGUUGCCACCUUCGCCUUGACGUCAUCUGCCUUCGUUUCUGGCCUCGGUCAUCACAAUGCCGCAUCGCACGUUGCCGCCAACGCCCUCUCUCUCUUUGGUUAUUUCCAGGCCCAGGCCAUGCUUGGACUUACCGGUGUUCCUCUGCCACCUGCCGUGAUGGGAUGGACCCAGGAUUUCCAGUGGAGCAUGGGCAUUAUCAAGGUCAAUUUCAUGCAGGACAUUUUCACCUGGUAUCAGCGUGCGACUGGUGGUACUCCCUCGAUGCUAUUCGACUCUUUGGCCACAGUCUCUGUUCAAGUUCAAAAGCGUGCGCUGGACGUUGCGGACUAUGGUGCGGAUUUGGCCAGGCGUUCGAUGUCGUAUAUGCCCAGGACCAUUUCUGAACCUAUGGAGCAGGCCAUGAAGCACGAGCUCCUCAAGCGCGGAAACAUUCAAACAGAUACCGGCAGCUACGUCGUGUAUGGCAUUCAGCGUGCGGCUUUCCGUGCCCAUAUCGAGUCCACCAACUUGUUCAUGACGUGCUUGAUCUUCUUCUGCGUCCUCGUCGUCAUUACCAUUCUUUGCGUCGCUGGCUGGAAAGGAUACUGCGAGUUGGCCGCACAGAAGGGCUGGAUGAAGCACGACACCUUUCUCGAUUUCCGAAACGGCUGGUUUACCGUUCUUAAGGGCAUCCUCUUCAGAAUCACCCUUAUUGGCUUCCCCGCCAUGACCGUCAUGUGCAUGUGGGAGUUUACCCAAAACGAUUCGCCUGCUGAAAUGGUGCUAGCCCUCUUUUUCUUUCUGGGUAUGCUUGUCACCCUGGGCUGGGCCGCAUUCAAGGUUAUCAGAAUCGCGCGCCGCUCCGUUGUAAUGCACCAGAACCCGGCUUACAUCCUCUUCUCCGACCCUCAAGCCUUGAACAAGUGGGGUUUCCUCUACGUCCAAUUCCGAGCUUCGGCCUAUUACUUCAUCGUUCCUGUUCUCGGCUAUACUAUUCUCAAGGGUCUGUUCGUCGCUUUCGGACAAAAUAACGGUACUGCCCAGGCGGUCGGUUUCCUUAUCAUCGAAGCCGCCGCUUUAAUCGCGGCUACUGUUAUGCGCCCUUGGAUGGACAGGAAGACCAACUGGUUCAACAUCGCCAUUUGCGUCAUGAACUUCAUUAACGCCAUCUUCCUGCUAAUGUUCACUGAAGUCUUCAACCAGCCGCCCCUUGUCACUGGUGUUAUCGGCCUCAUCUUGUGGAUUACCAACUCCAUCUUCUCCCUGGUUUACCUGCUGAUGCUCAUCUGCUCUACCAUCUUCGUCUUCUUCCGCGAGAACCCCGAUAAUCGGUACCAGUUCAUGGCUGAUGAUAGGACAUUCUUCAUGAAGUCACAGACUCAUCUUACAACGACCACCGAGCUGGAUGCGCUUGCGGCGACCGCUCGCGGAGACAAGUCCGGGUUCAAGGGACUCGACCUCGAUGACGAUGCGGAAUCCAUGUCUUCGGAUUCGCUUCGUCGUCAAACUGAACUUCAGCCCGGUAUGCCAGCUGGUGGAGCUGGGCUACACUUCACCAAUGCUCCCCCAAAGUCUCCGGUUGACCCUGCGAUGCCGCUAUUCCCUUCGGAAGGCCGGAACACCCAAGGUCCUCAGUAUGGCGAGAAGCCAGGUAUGAACUUUGAUCCGCGAGGACCGUCACCGAGUCCGUACGGUGGCCCACAAGGCGGCAACGCCACCCUCACGCCACAGUAUAGGGCUCUCAAUAACGCAAGCCCGUGGCAACGAGGUGCCGGCUAUGAGCAUUAACGAUCGAAGUUCACUGGCAAUAUACCAUGAUCUUCGCCUCUUACGACCUUGGGAAUAAAUGGAGUUUUUGUUUUUUCGGAGCAGCCAUUUUCAUGACGGCGAUACUUUUCACUCGGAUGGCGGUAUACUUGUCGGUUGGUUUGUGGGAAGCUUCCUGCUCUGGGCAUGGAUAUUCCACCCCUCCGCAAGAAGUGGGCGGGAUAGAGGAGACAAAGCAUUCAAGAAGGCAAAGUCUUUUUGUGUGCUCGUUGUACCUCCCUACCUCAAGUCAUUGUAUGACCCCUUGCUUUUGGCCCGAAUUUUAUACCACCCACUAUACUCUACCGUGUUGGAUACACGGAUAAAGAGUGUUCUUUUCCUACUAUCAUUUGUCGAACGUUUUUCUGUUUUUGUUUUUAUUUCGUUUCUCUUUGUCUGUCUUCAAAUCAUGCUAGGGCAUCACAACGGCGUCUUGGGGUAGUGGACAGUAAGAGAAGGCCGGAGGAGGAAUGCAAGUCACCCCGAGAAUAUGGGAGACAGACACCACGCUACAUAGUUAGCGUUGGAACUAAGUACAUGACCGACCGGAAAGGUUGCGAUCAGAACUUCAAGCAGACAAGAAGGAUACAUACCAUAAAUACUUCGGCUUGUGGCAGUUAUGUGAUAUAUCACGGAUACCCAAACGAACUUAUAAACAUCAACAUCAUAUGUGUAUAAUAUCCAAAGACCAUACCCAAGGAAGGCAAAAUAAACAUUUGAGAAGGAGUUGAGCAUAGCAUGGUUAAAGCUGGGCUGGGUGGAAAAAAAGAACAAAAAUCGAAAUUAAUCAGCACGUACUUCAAUGGGCC
Messenger RNA from Neurospora crassa OR74A, 4118 nucleotides. Its product is annotated as DUF907 domain-containing protein. Lineage: Eukaryota; Fungi; Ascomycota; Sordariomycetes; Sordariales; Sordariaceae. Gene Ontology annotation, biological process: transmembrane transport; fungal-type cell wall biogenesis. The record is from RefSeq and is a predicted model, not a curated record. The transcript is spliced from 2 exons. The coding region runs from base 991 to 3291 and encodes 766 amino acids.